AAGCUCGUGUUGCAUUCGUCGCCACUUUCAUUGGAUCCAAUCGGAUUUGGACUACCGAGCGGCGAUCAUCAAACGCAAGACUGUCGCGAUUCGGUGGCGAUAAAAAAAAAUGAAAUGGAUAAAUGUUCCCACUGAAAAGGAAAAGUGUUAUUAAUCAUUCCACGAGUGAUGUAAUGCGAAAAAAGUUUCGUUUCUGGAUUCUGUGGAAAACUCGGUCGUGUGCUAAUUGCCCCCGGAUUUAGGCCGAAUACAGUGAAAAGCUAAUUUCAUUUUGUUUGCCACAGCAGUGCUCGAGCGCGAAUGUUGCGUGUUAUAUAAUAUCGGAUGAGGAUGUAAGCUUUCGCGGAAAAAGAAAAGAAGAUAUUAUCAUCGUCGGUCAAAGUUGGCGCUGUUUGGCGUAGGUGGAAACUCGGAACUUGAAGGAUAAAUAAUAAAGUGCCGUGAUUGAGCAGGAGGUUCGCUAUUAUAUGCUUCGUUAGAGGUGAAUUUCAUUGGUGGUUCAAUGGACGGCUGGACGGUGUGAAUAGCUCUGCACUUUGCACCAUCAAAAACACAAACCACCAAAAUGCAGACCAACAGCACCGUUAGCACCAACCACAGUAGCGUUAGUAUUGUUGUUUAACAGAACUCAUCGAUUGCAACCAACCAGCAAGUCCGUGCACGUUCGUUACGCAUUAUAAACUUGCUCGUACAACACCCACAGUAGAGUUUGGCAACCAGUAUCGCGAAUUAGUGGAAUUUGCUGCGACCAUAAUGGCCAACACGGCGCAUUUAUUUCGCAGACAGAGCUCCCGGGACUUGAUUCAGCAGGCAACGGUUCGAAGCUUGGAUGAGCUUGAGUUGAGGGAACUCCGUAGUCGGCUGGUUCGAGCAGAAAACGGAAAUCGAAAUGUUGUAUAUGGAGCUACUAAUCAGGCCUUCAUUUCCGACAAUGACCCUCCGAUGGGAAGGAUUGUGGAUUUGGGUCCCAGCUCAGCGCCGCCCACGGCAACCGGACCUAUUGGGAAGUUUUCCAAGCAGACUUCAGUUAUCGAUCAGAUUGUUGAGGAGACGGUAGUGCCAGAACGGCCCGAGGAUGAACGUGAAAGUUGGGAUAGUAAGUGGACCUUCCUGCUGGCAACGAUUGGAUAUGCGGUCGGAUUAGGAAACGUUUGGCGAUUUCCCUAUCUAGCACAGAAGAAUGGCGGUGGAGCGUUCCUCGUUCCGUACUUCGUAAUGUUACUACUGCAAGGGAUUCCCAUCUUCUAUCUGGAACUAGCGAUCGGGCAACGUCUACGAAAGGGGGCCAUCGGUGUUUGGCACGAAGUAUCUGCCUAUCUUGGUGGGAUCGGUAUUUCAUCGGCCUUCGUAAGCUACAUAGUUGCACUGUACUACAACACCAUCAUCGCUUGGUGUUUGAUCUAUUUACUACACAGUUUCGAAUCACCGCUUCCCUGGGCAGACUGUCCCAAGCGAUUGUACAAGAACUUCACCUACGACGUUGAACCGGAGUGCGUGGUAUCUUCGCCGACCAAGUACUACUGGUACCGGGAAACGCUUAAGGUAUCGGCGAGUGUCGAUGAACCAGAAGGUGUGAACUACAACGUCGCCAUUGCACUGAUCAGCGCCUGGGGUUUGGUGUACAUGUGCAUGGUCCAGGGAAUCACCGAGUCGAGCAAGAUCGUUUACAUCACUGCCAUCUUCCCGUACGUGGUGCUGAUAAUAUUCUUUUUCCGGGGAAUCACUCUCAAAGGUGCAUCCGAUGGUGUCUUACAUCUGUUCACACCUCGUUGGGAGUCUAUUCUGGAACCAGUAGUGUGGUUGGAAGCAGGAACGCAGAUCUUCUUUUCGCUGGGACUUGCCUUUGGUGGGUUGAUCGCGUUCAGCUCCUAUAAUCCAGCGAACAACAAUUGCUACCGGGAUGCAUUGGUGGUGUCCUUUACAAACUGUAGUACGUCUAUGUUCGCUGGAGUGGUCGUCUUCUCCGUAAUCGGUUUCAAGGCUACAGCGAUCUUCGAUUCGUGUGUCGAGGAACGCACCGCUCUGCUGGCGGCGAAUAAAACAACUGACCUGCCGGUUUGCGAUCUACAGAAGGAACUCGAAAACAGUGCAUCCGGUACCGGUCUAGCGUUCAUCAUAUUCACAGAAGCCAUCAAUCAGUUUCCGGCGGCACAACUGUGGGCGGUUCUGUUUUUCAUGAUGCUGUUUACGCUGGGAAUCGACUCGCAGUUCGGAACGCUUGAGGGAGUCACCACCUCGCUGGUGGACAUGAAACUGUUUCCCAAUCUACCGAAAGAGGUCAUCACGGGGGGACUAUGCCUUUCUUGUUGCAUACUUUCAAUGUGCUUCGCCAACGGAGCCGGAAGCUACAUCUUUCAGCUGAUGGACAGUUUCGCCGGAAAUUACACAUUGCUGAUCAUUGCAUUCUGCGAGUGUGUUGGUGUCAGCUAUAUCUAUGGAAUUAAGAGGUUCGCCGACGAUAUCGAAUUAAUGACCGGUUCCCGGCCGGGUUUGUACUGGAUGCUUUGCUGGAAGUACAUCUCACCGAUUGCGAUGAUAACGAUUCUGGUAGCUUCCUUCGUUGAGCUGGCCUCCGAAGGUAGCAGCUAUCCGGGUUGGGAUGCUCUAACUGGCAACACUGAUCGGCUCGAGUGGCCCCACUGGUGCAUAGUGGUGGCCAUAUUGCUAAUACUAGUGUCAAUUUUGUGGAUUCCCGGUGUGGCAAUCUGUCGGUUAUGUGGGAUUAACAUCAUCGAAGACUCGGAACCUGCGUGGUUUCCGACAACCGAACUGCGAGACGUUCACGGAAUCGUUCCCCACGAACCGACUGAUCUGGAAAUUUCACUGUUCUGUAUUCGACCGGAUGGGUCGGAGGGGAUGUGUUGUCCUACGUAUGGACCACGAGAACAGCCGCUACAGGAGGAGGAGUAAAUGGGUAGGGUUUCCGACGAGCUGCCACUAGCGUGGCAGGUUGGGUUUUAUCUUACGAGUAGUAGUCCAUUAGACAAUAAGGGAAAUCCAGGUUCUAGUUCUGUGGUGGUUUAAACUUAACGUAUGCCUAUAGGAAGACAAUAUACAUAUAUAGUUAGAAAAGUUCAUCCCAUUUCGAAGGCAGCUUAGGAAAGUUUGUAAUUGAAAUCAUAAAGUAUACAGUCGGAUCGAAAAAACGGUGGUAUACAGAAACAGUUGCGCAGGAGAUGUUAUUUGGAUAUGUGCAUCAAGUUAUCUUACUUCCAUAUUUCAAAUUAAGCAUAUCUUACGAAUUCAUUUCUUCUUCGUACCUCCAUCAUUGAUCAACUGACAGAUUCAAUGCUGGUAGCAUCAAACGUUCCAAAAUCAAUAAUGCUUUAACUCUAGUACCGCUAGACAGUACUAAGCACCGCAUUUCAUUUUAUAUCCGCUUAGUUCCAUAGAAAAGGGGCGGAUAUUGCCUAGUUGGUAAAUCGAUUGCCUUAUACGCAGCUCACCUGAGUUCGAUUCCCAACACCGCAUAUUAUCCUUUCCGAAAAAAAGAGUAAAAUACCGUAAGCAGAGUUAAAAAUAAUCGAAGCUCUUUUUGACGGCUGAAAAUGAACCUGGCGCAACUCGCGGUGAAUAGAAAAAAUAUUCAUUCAAAUAUUCAUCCUUAUUCAUUCAGUUGAAUAUCGUACAGUAUAUUCAUUUCACUAAUUAUCUAGGAAAAUGUUUUAAAAUGCCGGUAAAGCAUAUGAAACAACAAUCAUCAUCGCUAACAUUGUGCCAGGGCCUACUUUGAUGCGUUUGAUUCGUUGCUGCGCGGUCGCUUCGUGUAAUAAUCGGAGACGAAUGAAAAUCUGCAUGGAUGAAUGGGCGGUUUGUUCGUUUGACGUUUUCAGCUGCGUCACUGAAUAUUGAAAAUGAAUGCGGCUGAAUAUGAUCAAUUUUCAUUCAAUGAAUUUGAAUAUUUUUAACUCUGACCGUAAGGUUAAAUCCUCGGCCCUAUUCUGCGCGGCGUGUGACGUGAGACGACUAAUCUCACCUCACUCUACGUGACUUUUCUCACCCAAUUCUGAAGAGUCACUUCGGGUAACGUGAGACGCCCAUUUAACUGCAAUGGAGAAUUUCAUCUCACCCGAGUCGACUCUCAGAAUCGAGCGAAAAAAGUCACGUAAAGUGAGGUGAGUUUAGUCACCUCACGUCACACGCCGCGCAGAAUAAGGCCGCCUGUAUCCAGCUUUUUACGUGCCAUAAUGGCGGCCAGUAUCGUCCAAUUCGUAAUAUGUCAACAGUGACAACAGUGUUUAUAUGUCAUCCGCCCAGUAAGAGAAAGUCAUCCUACGUUAGUUCAAUGCGUUGGGUGUUUAUUCAAUGAACGCCCGCCAUAUUCAACUGGGAGUUGCUGUCAAGCUGGCGUAAGCGACUAUUGUCCAAAAAGGGCAAUUAAAUGUAUUACGAACUAAACAAUUUAGACCGCCAUUGUGACACAUGAAAAGCUGGAUAAUCAAAAAAAAGGCAAAAUAGUUCCAUAGAAAUUCUCUGCGGCCUGACCGAAGAAUAGUUUGUGCAAAUAUAAGAGGAGACACGGCAGUCGGCUUAUUGCUCUUCUUAAAUUUCUCUACUAAAUGCUGUCCGAAUUCUAAAGACCAUCGUUGUCAGACUUUACUUUCUUUUCACAAUUUUUAAAAAUAAUUGUACAUCAGAAAUAUAAACUAAGAAUUCAACAAAUCUAGAUGCAUUAAAAAGUUACAUUUUACUGUUAUUGGUGUUUCUCUUAUAUCAUUAUUUAAGUUCAAUUUACAUGAAAUGUUAAUGAGUAUGAAAGGUAUUCAGAAUAUGUAGAUUCAGCAGCACUGUUAUUUAACCCUUUUGUAAAUAUUAUUAUCACUCUUGAUGGACAAAACGACCAAUCAGGAGCUGGUUCAAUUUUGAGGUUAGGACUGAACCAAAUCAGCUCGCGAUUGUAUAUUCUUCUCUUAAGUACAAUUCUUCUCAGAGGGCAUCCAUGUACUAGGCCACGCAAAAAUCUCGAGUUAUUCAUCAGCCUCAAUUUUCACAACUCACGCUUACCCUGCUCAUUUAUGUGGUCAAUUUAAUAUAUUAAUAUAUAUUUAAUACAUUUUCCUAGGGGCAGAUCACUUGUGGUGCAUUUUUAAAAAUCAGCGAAAUCAAAUGCAUUUGUUUCCAUCAAAAUAGAAACUCAUAAUGUAUUUUGCGUUGCGUGUAAGACGUCAAAACCCUACAAAAACUAGCCCUACUUUCAACAAAACGUCGAACAAGUUGGAUCAGCGUGGGACGUAUGUUAAACAAACUUUUCUGUAAGGGGCUGCAAAUUGUUGCAAAAAUGGAAGUUAAAUGCAUUUUUUUCUAAUUUGAUGCAAAUUUGUUGUACAUUCCUAGAAUAAUCUGCCCUUAGACAUUUUUUCAGCUUGAAAACUAAACCUAAAUUCUUCACGUACGAUAUGACCUUGGUACAUCAGUAUCUUGGUUUUCUUUAGCUCUGCGCAAUUUUCGAAAAAAAAUUGUAAUAUCUGCCAAUAUGAUAUAAGUGAUUGAAAAAAUGAACCACAUCAAAAAUAUCACAAUUGACAGUUGUACAACCAGCAGAUUAAAUCUGUUACAAUUCAACCGGAUUCUUUGUUUUGCUAAAUCGAGUCAUUUUGUUCAGUAUAUCAAACUGCCAUUUAAUUUAUAAGAUAUUUCGUAUUUCACACAGUUAGCCAGAUUUUCGUAGGCCAAUUGUAUAUACACCCAGAAUUCGACGGGUAUGUUUCUAUUACUUUUGGGUAAGAUUCUAUUGUCUUUUCGGUAACAGAC
Messenger RNA from Topomyia yanbarensis, 5751 nucleotides. RefSeq names its product sodium-dependent neutral amino acid transporter B(0)AT3. The coding region runs from base 754 to 2910 and encodes 718 amino acids. The transcript has 10 exons. Gene Ontology annotation, biological process: sodium ion transmembrane transport. Gene Ontology annotation, cellular component: membrane. NCBI's taxonomy places the organism in Eukaryota, Metazoa, Arthropoda, Insecta, Diptera, Culicidae. The record is from RefSeq and is a predicted model, not a curated record.